AUGUGUGGCCUGAUUUUAUCCGACAAAGUAGUCUUCUGUGGGCUCCUUCUUUUAUCAUUUUGCUUCUUUGGUGGGAAAUGUGAGGUUCAAAAAUCCGAACCUUCAGCAUCAACCAGCCUGCAGGGCAUCAAACCUUUCCAAGAUGAAAUUGAUCAACCCCAGGCCUUCCCUGAUGAGGAGAGGGCCAGUCUUCCCGUUUUUUCGAUGGACUAUCCUCGGAUACAAGUCCCCUUUGAAUUCACGCUGUGGGUACUGCUGGCUUCCUUUGCCAAAAUUGGUUUUCACAUUUACAGUAAAGUCACAAUCUGGAUCCCUGAGUCCUGCCUUCUGAUUUCUAUUGGCCUCAUUGUUGGUGCCAUCAUGCACUCUGUUAAAGAGGAGCCGCCAGCCGUGCUCACAUCCAAUGUCUUCUUCCUGUACAUGCUCCCGCUUAUUGUCCUGGAAAAUGGAUAUUUCAUGCCCACCAGACCCUUUUUCGAGAAUGUUGGCACGGUACUGUGGUAUGCCGUGGUGGGAACUCUGUGGAACAGCAUUGGCAUUGGCCUCUCACUCUUCGCCAUCUGUCAGUUUGAGGUCUUUGGAGUUCAAGAUAUCAACCUGCAGGAAAAUUUGUUAUUUGCAUCCAUCAUCUCUGCUGUAGACCCUGUGGCUGUGCUCAAUGUGUUUGAUGACAUCGAUGUCAAUGAGCAGACACACAUUGUCAUAUUUGGAGAGGGACUCUUCAACGAUGCUGUCACUGUGGUACUUUACAGCAUGUUUUCCUUCGUGGCAGACAUGUCGGCCUUUGAAUCCACCGAUGUGUUUCUUGGCGUGGCUCGAUUCUUUGUAGUGGGGAGUGGAGGUGUCCUCUUUGGCCUUGUGUUUGGCUUUGUAGCGGCAUUCACCACACGCUUCACCCACAAUGCUCGACAAAUCGAGCCCCUCUUUGUCUUCAUGUUCAGCUACUUGGCAUACCUCGCUGCCGAGCUGUUUGCCAUCUCAAGCAUUCUUGCCAUUAUAACAUGUGCCAUAACCAUGAAGUACUACGUUGAGGAGAAUGUGUCUCAGAGAUCCUGCACUACUAUCCGUCAUGUGAUCAAGAUGUUGGCCACCAUCUCUGAAACGCUCAUCUUCUUCUUCCUGGGGGUUGUGACAAUUACAAGUGAACAUGAAUGGAACUGGGCCUACAUCCUGUUCACGCUCCUGUUUGCGCUCCUCUGGAGAGGAGUUGGCAUCCUGGUGCUUUCACAGAUCGUCAACCCAUUCAGAACCAUCCAGUUCACGUUCAAGGACCAGUUUGGUCUGGCUUACGGAGGCGUUCGAGGCGCCAUCUGCUUCGCUUUAGUGUUCACUCUGCCUGACACCAUCAACAGGAAGAAUUUGUUUGUCACCGCUUCCAUCGCCAUAAUCAUAUUCACUGUGUUCAUACAGGGUAUCAGCAUUCGUCCCAUCAUUGAAUAUAUAAAUAUCAGAAGAACCAACAAAGAUUUGGGCACUAUUAAUGUAGAAAUACACAACAGGGUGAUGGAACACAUUGUUUGCGGCAUUGAAGACUUGUGUGGGCAGUGGAGUCACUACUAUUGGAAAGACAAGUUUAAAAAGUUCAACGAUCGCUUUUUGAGACGCAUCCUGCUUCGAGACAGCAGGGCAGAAUCCAGUAUUGUGUCCCUGUACAAGAAACUCGAGCUACAGACAGCCAUUGAUUUGCUGGACUCACCUGUGGGUGACCUGAGUGCAGCACCAUCCAUUCUGUCUCUUCAUGAGGAAAAGAAGGAUUCUUCUCGACCCAGAAAGAACUUCCUGACAGCUGAUGUGAGGAAGAUGCAUGACAUUCUGUCAAAGAACAUGUAUAGGAUAAGGGAGAGGACGAUGGCUUACACCAACAAAUUCAACCAACCUGAAAAUAGCCGAGCCAGGGAGAUUCUGGUUCGCCGACAUGCGAGCAUCAGACGCAGCCUCCGAUCCACUAGUUUCCAUGACAUGCCUGCUCCAAAUUUGUCCAAAUCCCAGAAAUACUACUCUCUGCAGCCGGGAAUGGAUCCAGAGACUGCUUUUGAGCUCAGAAGACGAAGUCUUGUAGGCAGAAGUAAAUUUGGCCGGCAAUGGCCUCAGUCCUCAUCCCACUCCAUGAUCCCUAUGAGAAGAAUGAACACCGUCAAGGAGUCGACACGUGCAGUAGGUCAGCCCGAUUCAUCUCCUGAAGUGGAUGUUUUGGAUGAGAGAAAACCCAGGGGUCCGGUUGCAGCCCCACGGAGGCUCAACUUUGAGUGGGACCAGCCUUCAGGGUCCCGGAAGAAAACUAAGGCUCCUUCACCAUUGCCAGUGCCACCUGGCCGGUUUGCUGACAAGCAGAACAUCAGAGAAAAUGAGGCUGGAGAUCCACUACUUGGACACUUGUCAAAGGGGGCUCAGAAUUCUGGGAGGUCAUGAAAGUUGGACUGGGUUAAUUUAAGGACCUCUAUAAACACAAUUUUCAACGGAAACAACUGAAAAGUUUCAAAAGAGGGAAUAUGAAAAAUAUUCUCCUUGAAUUUAUAAAUCUUGAAGAGAAAGUGAUAGCGAAGUGCGACCACAGCAAGUGAGGAAGAGGACAUUAAAUUAAUUGCUGAACAGUGUCGUAAACAAGCACGUCAAUGACAUCACCGCGAAUGGCCAGUACACGAGCUGCGAAAAUAAGUAAUUGAUGGCUUCCUAUUAAGGAUUGUAAGUGCCUGUUGAUGCCGCUAGGCGGCGGUAAAUUGCUACUUAUGUACAGGGAUGUCCAAACUACUGGUUUUCUGUGUGUUUCUUUCAGCUUGUCCCUUUCGGGGUCGCCACAGCGUGUCAUCUCAGAUGAACACAUAUAUAUGUUUGGCACUAUUUUUACGCUGGAUGCCCUUCCUGACGCAACCCUUCUCAGGGAGUGGAGGCCUCAGUGGGAUACGAACCCCCUGUGAACCACUGAGCUACUGGUUUUCUGUAUUAGAGUAAAAGUACUGAAGCUACUUCCUUGCUGAAGGAAAAGUGCAAAGGUGCACACUAUACUUAAAUAAAAAGUCAAAGCAUAACUGUACAGAAGGAGCUAACGGGGGAGUGUUACAGCUAUGACAUCUUUGGGCAAACAGGAUCAAAUUCCAGUUUCAGGUUUAUCGAUGUACUGCUUUUUAUGUUGAGUCAUUGCUAACUUUGGAUGAUUUUAAAAAUAACAUGCUCAUGUUAGAACGAGUAGAAAGUACAGAUAAUUGUGUUUAUAAAGUAAGGCGUAAAAGUAAGAGUUGCCAGAAAAAUACUCACAUAAAGAAUAGAUACCUGAAAAAUCUAUGUAAUUAUAUUAACAAAGUACAAGUACUUAUUACUUUCCACUGCUCAUUUUUCAGUGAACGUGUGUACAGUAUGUCUCAUCUCACGUCAACCUCCUUACUUGAUGCUAACAUACUUUGGUAUACUGACUUGGCGAACACCAAACCAUGAAUAUGCAGGGGUUCACUGUAAAACACGAUGAAAGAAUGCCACCAAACAGAGCACGGACCUCCACCAAAUCCAAACAGUCCAAAAGAUGCUCACCGUACCAGAAUGGUCACCAUCUCCUGUCGAUUGUAUUUAUUUUUACAACAGCUGUCUCUCAGCUCAACAAACAGGUGAAACAUUUCAGAUCAGCACCUCACUGUAUUUGUAGCUUGGAACAAUCGGACACCGAGUGAAGGCAUCAACAAUAGAAGAGCCUAAGCCCAAAUGAACAUAACAUCAAUUCCAAGAGCAGGACAAAAUACAGGAAGGCAUACAACUGUCUUUUUUUAUAAGUAUUAAGAAAAUCACCUAGUGCCGCUUGUUAAGGGUGCUACAGUAAUCUAAGACUCAAGACUUUUUCGUCUUUCUGUAUCUUUAGUCUCUCCUGGAAAUUGUCUUGAGAUCCAGGACUUAUUUUUCUCUGUUUUGUGUCCGGAAGCUUCUCUUUCUGAAGUCUCACAGAGAACUGCU
Molecule: messenger RNA, 3936 nt
Organism: Syngnathoides biaculeatus (alligator pipefish)
Lineage: Eukaryota; Metazoa; Chordata; Actinopteri; Syngnathiformes; Syngnathidae
Product: sodium/hydrogen exchanger 2-like
Exons: 13
Coding region: 1-2409 (802 amino acids)
Biological process (GO): regulation of pH; sodium ion transport; proton transmembrane transport
Cellular component (GO): membrane
Molecular function (GO): sodium:proton antiporter activity
Source: RefSeq, a predicted model, not a curated record